CAGCAGCCUCUUGAAGCGGCUCUCUGUGUUCAAGGUGCGGCAGAGACUGGAAGGGGACACCGUAAGCGCUAGCUAAAGGCUAGUGCGGAACACAUUAUUAUUUUACCCUGUUUCAAAGCAAAAGACAACAUUGAAUGAAGAUUUUUUUUUUGUUGUGAUAUCCAAAAAGCUUAUUAUAUUCUCCAAAGUGUUAAAGGAAGCUAAAUAGAAGGACAGGCCGAGAUCUUCACCCUCAGCCGGGACUCAACGAGGACAGCUAGCUAGCUUUCACAAGUGUGUUAACGCCAAGACCUGGAUCUGACUGAACCAGUUUCACUAUAAACAACGUCGCAAUGGCUGAUGUGGAUAAACUCAACAUAGACAGUAUCAUCCAACGUCUUUUAGAAGUCAGAGGAGCCAAGCCUGGCAAAAAUGUACAGCUGCAGGAGAAUGAGAUCCGUGGACUGUGCCUCAAAUCCAGGGAGAUCUUCCUCAGUCAACCCAUUCUCCUGGAGCUGGAGGCACCGCUCAAGAUUUGUGGUGACAUCCACGGGCAAUACUAUGACCUGCUGAGGCUGUUUGAGUAUGGAGGGUUUCCUCCAGAAAGCAACUACCUGUUUCUGGGUGACUAUGUGGACAGGGGGAAGCAGUCUCUAGAAACCAUCUGUCUCCUUCUGGCCUACAAAAUCAAAUACCCAGAGAACUUCUUCCUGCUGAGGGGAAACCAUGAGUGUGCUUCAAUCAACAGAAUAUAUGGUUUCUAUGAUGAGUGUAAACGAAGAUACAACAUCAAGCUCUGGAAGACCUUCACAGAUUGUUUUAACUGUCUCCCUAUUUCUGCCAUUGUUGAUGAGAAGAUCUUUUGCUGUCAUGGAGGACUGUCACCUGACCUCCAGUCCAUGGAGCAAAUCAGACGCAUCAUGCGCCCCACUGAUGUCCCUGACCAAGGUCUGCUGUGCGAUCUGCUCUGGUCCGAUCCAGACAAGGAUGUUCUGGGCUGGGGGGAGAACGACAGGGGUGUCUCGUUUACUUUUGGCUCAGAGGUUGUGGCCAAGUUCCUGCACAAGCAUGAUCUGGAUCUGAUCUGUCGUGCCCAUCAGGUUGUUGAGGAUGGCUAUGAAUUUUUUGCAAAAAGGCAGCUCGUGACUUUGUUCUCAGCGCCCAACUAUUGUGGAGAGUUUGAUAAUGCUGGUGCCAUGAUGAGCGUGGAUGAGACCCUCAUGUGCUCCUUUCAGAUUUUGAAACCAGCUGAAAAGAAGAAGCCCAACGGCAGCCGUCCUGUCACCCCCCCUCGCAACAUGGUCACCAAGCAAGCCAAGAAAUGAGACGGGGGACAAAAGGCGGGAGUCUCACUCCUCAAUUCUGCUUUCGUCUUCUGCAUUUGAAGGAUUGGUUUUCCUUCAUGCUGCCAAUAUUGAAAAGAUAUUCACUCCUACUCGAUGAAAACAAAAUAUUUUGUUGUUUUGUCCACAGGGGUAAAUUGAUAUGUCACCAUGAAAACCUCAGGUGUUUUGCACUCCAUUUUGCAGCUAGUCUUUGCCACAUAUGACUGUUCAAUCAGGAAAAAUGUAACAAUACGGCUACUUAUGCACAGGAAUGCCUUGUUUGAAGCUGUGCACAAUUUUUCAAUUUUUUUUUCAAUGUCUUAUCCAUUUUUCAUCUCUUUCUCACUGUUAGUAAAGGGUAAUAAUGGCUAUUAAACCAACGGGGAAAAGUCACAAACACCUGUUUACUUGUGUAAAAUAUUAUGUAUGAUUUAUUUACAGUCACUGUCACGAGACAUUGACUUUACACUGCAUCAUAACACUUUUAAACAAGUCUUGUGCUGAAUUAAAUGAAUAAACAAGCAAUCUUGUAAUGUCUAAAUCUUUCUAAUAAACUGAGUGUAUUUUAGGGGGAAAACUGGAA
Notolabrus celidotus (New Zealand spotty) is the source of this 1887-nucleotide messenger RNA. RefSeq names its product protein phosphatase 1, catalytic subunit, gamma isozyme (gene ppp1cc). The transcript has 7 exons. Gene Ontology annotation, molecular function: protein serine/threonine phosphatase activity. The record is from RefSeq and is a predicted model, not a curated record. Gene Ontology annotation, cellular component: cytoplasm; nucleus. NCBI's taxonomy places the organism in Eukaryota, Metazoa, Chordata, Actinopteri, Labriformes, Labridae. The coding region runs from base 333 to 1304 and encodes 323 amino acids.